Eriocheir sinensis (Chinese mitten crab) is the source of this 1515-nucleotide messenger RNA. RefSeq names its product probable malonyl-CoA-acyl carrier protein transacylase, mitochondrial (gene beg). Bases 129 to 1415 code for a protein of 428 amino acids. The transcript has 9 exons. The record is from RefSeq and is a predicted model, not a curated record. Gene Ontology annotation, molecular function: transferase activity. Lineage: Eukaryota; Metazoa; Arthropoda; Malacostraca; Decapoda; Varunidae.
CAGGACCAAGAGCACACCAAAACAGGUCUAAAGAAGAAGAAGAAGAAGGAGGAAGAUUCACGUGUAGACGCUUCCUUCUCUUAUAUCAAUCAUUUCUUAAAGGCCGAAAAGGAGGAUAAACGCGAACCAUGGCACAUCAGUGGGUGCGGCACGUCACCCUCCAUUCCAGGACGUGCUUGAAACACUACUUCACCUGGUUGACCUGCCCCAAGUUCUCCACCUCCAGUGUUCCCUUCAGGAGAAAAGACUCAACAGGGAAGAGUCCUGGAGCUUCAUCUGAGCCCGAAGAAGGCUCCUUAGAAGAUUACGUGAGUCAUGAAUCUCCCAAAGAGCUGCUGGAUAAUGCAGCCCAGUACGACAACACUGUAGAGACUCUCGAUGAUGUCUGGACCAAAGGACCUUACCCACACCAUAGUAAUUACAAACAGAGCCAAGCCAAGUUCUCCAAGCGACCCAACAUCGACCCAAGAGAAACAUCCGUUAUUUUAUUUCCGGGGCAAGGGACUCAAUUUGUGGGUAUGGGUAAAGACCUGCUGGAUUAUCCCAAUGUGGAGGACAUGUACCACGCCGCUUCGAACAUCCUUGGCUAUGACCUGCUCAAGCUGUGUUUGGAGGGGCCCCCGCAAGCCCUCGCCAAGACAGUCCACCAGCAGCCCGCGAUCUUCGUCUCCUCGUUGGCAGCUGUUGAGAGGAUGCGCGAGGAGAGACCAAGUAGCCUAGAAAACUGUGUGGGGGUGGCCGGGUUCAGCGUGGGGGAGAUCGCCGCCCUAACCUUUGCCGGUGUGUUUUCCUUCGAGGAGGCGAUCCAGUUGGUCAAAGUUCGGGCGGAGGCCAUGCAGCUCGCCUCAGAAAUCACCCCCAGCGGCAUGAUGACUGUGAUGUAUGGCCCUGACUCUCGCUUGGGGUUUGCCUGCUCUGUGGCCAAGGAGUUCUGCCACCACAAGGACCUGCCGCUCGUUGACUGUCGCAUUGCCAGCUACCUCUACCCUCACUGCAAGGUUAUCGCAGGGAAUGACGAGGCUCUCUCCUUCAUUGAGCAAAACAAGUCAGACUUCAAGCUGCGCCGCCUUAAGAGGCUGCCAGUGUCUGGGGCCUUCCACACGGACCUCAUGAAGCCUGCCGUCGCCCCACUCAGAGAGAUGUUAACUAAAAUCAAGGUUGGAGAGCCUCUUGUUCCUGUUCACUCCAAUCUGGACGGCAAGAUAUACAAGAAUGCCAGCCAGGUGAAGAAGAACCUCCCCAAGCAGGUGUUCUCCCCUGUCAGGUGGGAACAGACACUACAUGUCCUCUAUGAACGGAGUCAAGGAACGGCCUUCCCCAAGACCUACGAGUGUGGCCCGGGAACCUCCCUGAAGACUAUCCUCAAGAUGGUCAAUGCCAAAGCCUGGGAUUCAUGUCAUAGUAUUGAGGCAUGAACUGAAUGAACAUGGAAAGUAAGGAAACUCAUUCUAAUGUACAAAAGUAAAACUAAAAUAUAAAAAAUACAAUCAAUACCAAUUCAAUUUUGUUUGUAUA